UUAUUAUUAAAAUUAAAUUGCCAUAGAUUUCGUUUCGUGUAAACUGACCAUCUUUUGACAUCGCUUCCGUCUUCCUCUUCUCUUUCGAAAUUUUAUUUGAAGUGAUGAUUGUGACACAGAGGUUUCUCCUUCAAUCAAUCUUGUUGACCUAAUUUCAAAUUUCUCGUCAUUUUCAUAUUGCAAAGUCAAUUUUGCUUUUAAAUGUUCUCGCAAAGGUUCUUUUCGGGGAUGGGAUCUGCGAAUCUUUGAAGAUCUAUACUGACAAUAAAAGAUUACUUCAUUUCUGGUUUCUGGAUAUAUGUUGAUUUUUUAAAGAGUUGCGCCAUUUCGUAAGCUUCUGGGUGUGAGUGAGGUCGAUAAGAGAUGGAGUCUAAGGAGAUUAGAUCCUCCGUGAUUACCAGAUCGACGAUGCGUUUCAAUGGACUGUUUCGACCUCUGCAUCAAGAAAGGUUGAGAGUGAUUGAGAUGCAGAAGUUGAACUCAAAGUCCGAUUCCGGAUUCACGGUGGUUCCAACGAAGGAGCUUUGUCGUGUUUAUCUCCAGAAACCAGAUUUGUUGGCCUCCAAGGGUGUAAUCGAUGCACAAGCUAAGCCUCCUCACCGUCAGAGAAACGUUUCGAAAUCGAUUGGAUUGAAGUUACCUGGGGAGAUUGCAGCAAACCACAGGAAGUUUUCUAGGAGAUUUGAUCAGCAAAGCUUGAAGUCGAAGCUGAGAUACCAUACUGAUCCUCUGAAACCCAAAAUCGAGAAGAAAGAGAAUUCUCAGAGACGGUUCUCUCCUCUUGGUUUUGGUAGUAAUUCUCAGUUGCGAGAUAGGAAGAAAGGGCAAUACUUUACCAUUGAGAAGAAGUCGAAGGAAAUGAAGAGACUUUGUGAUGGUACUACUACUACUACAUUUGAUCAGAAGAAAUCUAAGGAAAUGAAGAAACUUUGUGAUCAGAAGAAGGAUGGAGUUGUGAGAGAAGUUGGUUACAAGUUGAUGGUUAGUACAUGUAGGGACUCGGUGUUGAGUUUGGAGCGAAACAGAGUUGCAGCAGAUGUGAAGUGCAGGGAUAUAUCUUCUUCUACAGGUUUCAUUAGCAAGGGUAAAAAUGAUGAUUCAUUAGAUUGCUUCAGUGCAUCUCCGGAAUGUCAGACCAACUCGGAAGAAGCUCAUCAACCUAGUCCUGUUUCUGUUCUGGACCCAAUUUUUAACGAUGAUAUGGUAGACGACAGUGAAGAGCUUCCUUAUCUAGAUCUUCAAGGUCUAGAGGAACACAUUGACACUCUGAAAUCUGAAUCCGACAGUUAUUCAGAUGGGAGUGGGAUGGAAGUAUCAAGUGAUGAUGAGUCUGUGAUUGAUUUUGAAACCAAAGAAAGCAAGGACAGUGAACCAAUUGAGUUAUUGGAUUUUCAAGAAAGCAGGGAUUCUUCUUACAUUGAUGAUAUCUUGGCUGAAGUUGUACUUGGGGACAAGAAUUGGACUCUUGACAAACGGGAUUCACUGGAUUCAGUCAUCACCCUCAAGAUCUUCGAGAAACUGGAGAAGAAGUAUCACACAGAGACUUCUUGGAAGAGGUCCGAAAGAAGGAUUUUCUUCGACAGAGUCAGUUCAGGUCUGGUAGAGAUUGUAGAUUCCUUUACAGCUACACCAACAUGGAAGAAACCCGUUUCUAGGAGGCUUGGCGCAGUGCUAAGCACAUGUGGACUGAAACAAGAACUCUGGAAAGUGCUUGCGAGGCAAGAGAAGCGAGCCAAGAAAGAAUCAUUGGCCAAAGUGCCAAACAUAGACAUGGAUGAGUGGUUAGAACUUGAAGCUGAUGAUGAGCCAGUGGUUUGUGAAUUAGAAAGUAUGAUAGUGGAUGAGUUGCUGUCUGAGGUUGUCAGCUUCAUGUAGAGUAUUCUUUUCAUUCUUUCAAAUCGCAUUCUCUGUAUUUUGAUUGAGAAUAGAGAGAGAGAGAGAUAGUAGUAGUUGCAUUUUGGCUUACAUCAUCAAAGGGAGAUGUAUAGCGUUUAAAGGGAGUUUGUGCAUACAAAUUGUUUUCUUUGUCAGGUCUAGGAUUGGCCUCUUAGCAAGUCAGUCACAUUGCUUCAAAAAGGUCAAUGUGACUUGUACCCAUUUGUAAACGUGUUUCCAAAAGGCUUUUGUGUGAAUGAAAACAAGAUUUUGAUUGUAAACAGUCUCAUUUAAAUAAAUUUCGUUUGAAGUAAGAAUUACACAACAAAAGGAAAAAGGCCACAAGCGGAAGCUAGAGAGGAAUAACAUGUACAAAAGCAAUCAUUUCUUGUUUAACACUCAUACUUUCUCUUCAAGCUUUGUAGGUGAGGUAUACACUGAAAUGGAGGAUGGUGUCUUGACCAUCAGUGAUAUGCUGGUUGUCCUGGUUAUGCAGAGUUUCCACUACGGCAUACCCUUUGGCGUGCUCGAACUUCCCUGUCCCGCCAAUAACCGCGAUCUGAGAAGCAUGAGAGGCGGUCCUGUGAACCCCAAAGAAGCUAAUGGCAUCGUCUAAAGUAUCAUGAUGGUCAUGCUCUCCGUGUAGCAACACGGUCAGAGAAAGAGUCUGGCUUGUGCCGUCUAAGGAACUGGCCAAGUAAAAGCCUUGAGCUUUCCCUAUAACAGCUGAGCCAAGCUCGUGGCUUUCGGUUAGCUCGUCGUCCACAACGGUUAUAGUUCCAAACAUAAGAUGCUGGAGGGCAGCACCGGGAGGGAGGUUUCCGGCGGUUACAAAGGGGAGGUUGUUAGAGCUAAGGGCGUCGUUGGAGUUGCCGUUGGUGUUUUGGAUCACGGUGCUGGUUUGAGCGCCGCCGAGUCCGGUGAGAAGUGGGGCUGUGUUAGGGUUGAUGAGACUGUUGAUGUUGUUUGAGUUAACCAGUGGGACUCCGUUGUCUACCGGGAAAAUGCUGUUGCUUGCCUUUGAGAAUGGUAUUCCGUUCACCUCGGUUUGAGCUACUAUUCCGGUGACCACACGAGCCGAUGGGUGUGACCCGCCUAGCACGUCAUGCAUAAAGAACUCUAGUAACGGCCCAUGUUCGCCCGCUGUAGCCCCUGUUGGACCGGCCGGGACUGUGACUGCUAAUGUAGUUGUGGCUGCUGCUGGUGGGAAAUCGUCGGCUUCGUCGACAUUUUCAGCUUCGGUUGGAGCCACGGUUGGGAUUUGGUCGGUAGGGACCAACUGAGGCUGAGGUUGGAUUUGGUCGAGAAGUCUAGCGGAGUUGAUAAGUGCGAGGAGAUUGGAGGCUAUGAGGAAGAGAAUGAUUGUUAUGUGAAGAGCUUUGGCCAUUUUGGUAUUUCGUUUGGAUUCUCAAGUUUCGAGUGUUGUGUUUGAAGUUUGG
Thlaspi arvense is the source of this 3314-nucleotide messenger RNA. The record is from the annotation of a GenBank genome assembly. Lineage: Eukaryota; Viridiplantae; Streptophyta; Magnoliopsida; Brassicales; Brassicaceae.